UCCAAUCCCCCCGUGCCACGCCCCCAUUGCAUUCGCUCCUCCUUCAGACCACCCCCCGCAACUCCCUCCGCUUGGCCCUUCAUCCCCUCCCCGCGCUGCAAAGCGCGUCUCCUCCUCUCCCCCGUGCACACGCCUUGCGCCGCGUCGCGCCCCCGGGCGCUGCCCUGCCCGCUUCUGCUGGGGGCUGCUCCGGAUCGUCAUGGCGCCGCUGCUGCUCUCGCUGGCCGUCGCGCUCCUGCUCUUCUAUCUGGGCUUCGUGCGGCGCCGCCCCGGGAUCCCCCGCGCCGCCUUCCGCCGCCGGGAGCCGGGCCGGGCCGGGGACAGCGGCCACCAGCCCCCGCGGGACGCAUGGGGUCCCCGGCUGUCCGGCUUCCCGCUGCGCCUCUUUGUGCAUGUGGCUAACACGGCUUUCGGGCAGUUUUGUGUAAUGCCGCUUUUAUUGAGGAUGAAUAACUUCACUAUCAUGCACUAUCUUGAUAUCCAUGAAGACCCCACGUUUAUUCCAGAGGUUGCUGCUGAGGGAAGAAAGGAAAAGCCUGAGACUAAAAACACAUUGGAGGUUCUCAGGCAGUUGAUGGAGACCAGGUCUCAUCGUGCCAACACUGGGUUCAGUUUCAAAGGGAUCCAGGACUAUCUGAACUGCUACCGGACUGGGGAGUUGACACCCUUACAGGUUGCUCAGAAUAUUAUCUCCUCGCUGGAGGACUGUGAGAAAUCCAGCCCCCCUCUCCGAGCAAUCGUGCAGUGGGACCGGGCACAGAUACAGAAGAUGGCUGAAGCCUCCACUACUCGUUACAGGAAUAAAUGCCCCCUUUCUCUUCUGGAUGGAAUCCCUGUUUGCAUAAAAGAAGAGAUUAAAGUUGUGCCUUAUCACUUCCGAGCGGGAACGGCAUACCUUGGGACAGAGCCAGAGACUGAAGAUGCUACAGUGACCAGGAAGCUGCGGGAGGCUGGAGCAAUCAUUAUCGGGGUCUCAAACAUGCAUGAACUAGGGACUGGAACCACUGGCUGUAACCCCAACAAAUUCCAUGGCACCGCUAGGAACCCAUACAACCCCCAGCAUUUCACUGGGGGCAGCUCCAGUGGAUCGGCUGCUGCUGUGGCAGCAGGUCUUUGCCCAUUGGCUCUUGGCACUGACGGAGGCGGCUCUGUGAGGAUUCCUGCUUCUUUCUGUGGUGUCGUGGGGCUGAAAGGUACAUUUGGGCUCAUCAGUUGUCACGGCUGCCUUCCACUCUCCUACUCGACCUGCAGCCUUGGCCCCAUUUGUACGUCAGUGACAGAUGCAGCCAUUGCGUACAGCAUCCUAGCUGAGCCAGAUCCACUGUACCCAUAUGGACUACAGCAGCCAAAACCAUCCCUGUCUGAAAUCCUCACUCCUGACCUCAAGGGCUUAAAAUUGGGCGUGAACUGGACUUUUUUUAAGGCUUGUGAUGCAGAAAUUUUGGCAGUCUGCCAAAAAGCUGUAGAGCACCUGCAGGCUUUAGGUGCCUCUGUGGUGGACGUGCCCCUGCCGGAGAUGGAGGAGGUGCGGAUGGCGCAUGUGAUCUGCAUUCUCAGCGAGAUGAGGGAUUUCCUGCAGCCUGACUUCAACACCCACUUCCAGCAAAUGAAUCUGGAGACACGGCUCAACCUUACUCUGGCUUCCCACUUCACAGCUCUGGAUUAUAUUAAGGCAAAUCGGCAGAGGACUCGGAGCAUGAGCUUUUUGCGAGAGAUCUUCGCCAGCGUGAACUGUAUCCUCACCCCAGCCACCGCUUGCACUGCCCCAAGAAUCCAGGACUCUGACCUCUUGACGGGGAACAACGAUGUUCUAACGACAGUAAGGAGCAUGAGAUACAUGCAGCUUGGAAACUUCACAGGCAUCCCGGGUCUGGUGGUGCCAGUCGGGUACACGGCCAAUGGGCUUCCCAUCAGCUUUCAGGUCAUGGCAACGUGGUGGGACGAGGCCGUUCUUUUCCGGGUUGGCCUGAAGCUGGAGGAGUUCCGUGACACGACCAGGAAGCCAGCCAUUUAUUACGACGUCCUCGCAUGACAGGAGUCCCAGAAAGGAGAUGCUGUGAUUGUUCCGGUCUGAUCCGACUGAGCAUUACUGGGAAAGGAGUUACUGCUUUUAACAUUGAUCUCAAUGAGGGGUGGCGGCGGCAGCAGCAGGGCUGUUUACAUAGUGGAAUAGUAGAGUUUGUUCUAGGAUGAUAUUUAUUCCCAUGCAGGGUCAAUGCUGCCCUCAGGUGCAGGGGCUGUAAGAGGAUACCAGUCUACGCAUGGAUGUGGGGCUAAUGGAUGGGUGCAGAAACACAAUUUAUUUUUGUAGUUAGGUUCAGUUUGAGGUGCUAUAUGGAUAGGACCAGCCAGGGAUGCUCUCAGGAUGACCUCCUAUACAUGGGCUGCACUAGUAAAAAUCAGCUAUGGGUGCACAGCUCCCCCAGCCUUCCAUGGGAGGUGGGAGGACAUCCCUGGCACAAUGCAGCCCAUGGUCCUCAAGUAAAUCCUUUUGCCCUAAUUACACUCUAGAAAAGGGGAAUGAAACACUGCACUUUUCUGGGUGUUAUGUUUUUUCUGUUUUGUUUGGGCAGGGGAGGCAGUAUCCCUGCUGCAGCAGGAGAGUUUUUCCACUCAGGAUAAUUUAAUAGGAUCUGACGGCUCCUGGAGCCAAGUAGGUGGUGCAUAUAAAAUGUUGUCAUAGGACCAGUCUCUCUUGCAGUGUAUGUGAUAACUAAAGAAACUAAACAAAACUCUGCAGGAACAUAGGAAAAUGAAGUCUUUUAAAGUUGCUUUUAGAUUUCUGCUGCUUCCCCACCUCUGCUGGCAGAAUAACUUGGCAUUUUUUGUUAGUGUGGGUUUUCCCUGUGAAACUGGGAAAUGUUAUGAAUGGAGCCCUUCGUAGAGCCUGAGGGUGGGAUGCACAGAACUGCAGAAGCCCAACAAGCAUGUCUAACUGCAGCACAGCAGUAGGUAAGAGGUCAUAAGGGCUGGGUCAUUAUAUCCCUUCUAACAGCCAGCACCUCCUGCUAAGAGUUGCUGGAGGAGCUAUCUAAGCACUGAAAGGGGAACUAAACUGUGGACCAAGGAGAGGGCAGCUCUCCCUGCGUAGGAGGGAUUUUUACUGGUCCACCCUCUUAUGCGUCCAAAAAGCACAUGCUGAACCCUGUUUACCACAGCCAGUCUCUGCUCUUGUUUCCCUGAAGAGGCCAGGGCCAGCUAAAGAUCACAACCUAUAGGAAAACUUCUUGCCUUAAGUUCUCAUAGGCACCUUUCUCUACCCUCUGGGAUGGCUUGAGCAGUGGCAUAUUAGUGCCUAGGCCAACUAGGCCUAGGGGGGCAAAUUUGCAAGGGUGGCAUAUUUGCUCGAACCCACUCCCUCUUCCCCAAAUCCCUGGCCCCCCUCCUCCCCCCUCCAGGGGUGCUGCACUUCCCUCCUUACACCUCUGUCCCAGGCUUGCAGUGCGAAAGUGCUGGCAGGGAGGGAGAAGGGAGAAGCGAGUAGCAGUGCACUCGGAGGAGGCAGAGCAGAGGUGAGCUGGGGCCCACGGCCAUGGGGAGUAACCCGGGUGGGGCUGGGAACCGUUCCCUGCCCCAGCUCACCUCUGCUCUACCGCUGCCAUCCCGAGUGCGCCGCAACUCCCCUUCUCCCCCCUCCCUCCCUCCCAGGCUUACUGUGGGGGGCAGCAAAUUUGUUAAUCCGCCAUGGGGCUUGAGGCUUCUGCCUGCCCUUUCGCGUUCAGCUUAGUCACUUUAUCAGAGCAAGAAAAGGCCUAGCACUAAACGUUAGUAGGUGGUAGGGCUUCUAGCUGAGACUAAAGAGAUGCACUUACCAGGGAAGCUCCUGGAUUCGUUCAAUAUAUUCUUCCUGCUACACCCUCUCUUCCAGGUUUUAAAUAUAAAGUUGUUGCAAAAGCCAGUGUAGGACAAGAGCCACACCCAUUUCCCUGACUAGGAAAUGGUGGAGCUUUCAGUGCAGGAAGCAAAGGGAAGUUUUGUUUUGAAACCCCUCUCAAUCCAUUUUCAUCUUCUAAAUGGACCUGACCUUACACUGAGGAUUAAGACUGCUUGUUUCAUAGCAUUCAAAUGGAAAUGCACCCCAGUGGCCCCUACUGUUGUCUCUACCUUCAGUUCCUGCUGGGAAACAUCAGCAGCCACUGCUAAUUGCUAGCAUCACUGGCAGUUAGAGAUUGUGAAACUGCUGGGAUCUUUGAAUGUUUUUCAGUUCCUCUCUACUGUAACUAUGUAGCUAAGCAAUGAGAACUAGGCUCUGGUAUCUUCCUCUGAAGAGCAACAGCCUUAUCACUGAUAAACAAAUACUUUAUCCACUGUAACCUUAAUUCUAGUUUGGUACAUUUCUGUGGAGGGGCUACAAGUGUCUGUGUAUUGCCUAAAGGCACUAGGAGACUUUACCGGCAUGUCCUGCAUUGGGAUGGUUAUGGAUGAUCACUCAAAUAAACAAGUUCUCUCUUUCUCUGCUGAGUCUGCUCUUUGUAGGUGACUGAGUCUCUAUUUGCAGGGGUGACCUCAAAACGUUGCUGUGAAGAGGGCCAGGGGGUACUAGAAAU
Molecule: messenger RNA, 4547 nt
Organism: Mauremys reevesii (Reeves's turtle)
Lineage: Eukaryota; Metazoa; Chordata; Testudines; Geoemydidae
Product: fatty acid amide hydrolase-like
Exons: 20
Coding region: 200-2032 (610 amino acids)
Molecular function (GO): catalytic activity
Source: RefSeq, a predicted model, not a curated record